GGCCUCCGCAGAGGCGACAGAGGCGCGGGUGGCCCGGGGUGCGUUAGGAGCAUCGGCUCGGGGACGAGGCCCGAGCGGGCGGCGCCGGCACCAUGGCUGCCUCUGAGCUCUACACAAAGUUUGCCAGGGUUUGGAUACCUGAUCCUGAGGAAGUCUGGAAAUCAGCAGAGUUGCUCAAAGAUUAUAAACCUGGAGAUAAAGUGCUUCAGCUACGCCUGGAGGGAGGCCAGGAUUUGGAAUAUCGCCUAGAUCCAAAGACAAAGGAGCUGCCUCACUUACGAAAUCCUGAUAUCCUUGUGGGUGAAAAUGACCUCACAGCUCUCAGCUAUCUUCAUGAACCUGCUGUGCUCCAUAAUCUCAGAGUCCGUUUUAUUGAUUCCAAGCUUAUUUAUACCUAUUGUGGUAUUGUUUUAGUAGCUAUAAACCCUUAUGAACAGUUACCUAUCUAUGGCGAAGAUAUCAUUAAUGCAUAUAGUGGCCAGAACAUGGGAGAUAUGGAUCCUCACAUCUUUGCUGUGGCAGAAGAGGCUUAUAAACAGAUGGCCAGGGAUGAACGGAAUCAGUCCAUCAUUGUAAGUGGAGAGUCUGGUGCAGGAAAGACAGUUUCUGCUAAGUAUGCCAUGAGAUACUUUGCAACUGUGAGUGGUUCUGCCAGUGAGGCCAAUGUUGAAGAGAAGGUCCUGGCUUCUAAUCCCAUUAUGGAGUCAAUUGGAAAUGCUAAAACCACGAGGAAUGAUAACAGCAGCCGUUUUGGGAAAUACAUUGAGAUUGGUUUUGAUAAGAGAUAUCGAAUUAUUGGUGCCAAUAUGAGAACCUAUCUCUUAGAGAAAUCCAGAGUGGUGUUCCAGGCAGAAGAGGAGAGAAACUAUCAUAUCUUCUACCAGUUGUGUGCCUCAGCAAAGUUACCAGAAUUUAAAAUGCUACGAUUAGGAAAUGCUGAUUACUUCCACUACACAAAGCAAGGAGGCAGCCCAGUAAUUGACGGGGUUGAUGAUGCUAAGGAAAUGGUACAUACAAGGCAGGCCUGUACUUUGCUAGGAAUUAAUGAGUCUUAUCAGAUGGGAAUUUUCCGAAUACUUGCUGGCAUCCUUCACUUAGGCAAUGUUGGAUUUACUUCCCGGGACUCGGACAGCUGCUCAAUACCUCCGAAACAUGAGCCUCUUAGCAUUUUCUGUGAUCUUAUGGGAGUUGAAUAUGAAGAAAUGUCUCAUUGGCUUUGCCAUAGGAAGCUGGCUACUGCAACUGAGACCUAUAUCAAACCGAUUCCCAAAUUGCAGGCCACUAAUGCUCGGGAUGCCUUGGCCAAACAUAUCUAUGCCAAACUCUUUAAUUGGAUUGUAGAUCAUGUCAAUCAAGCUCUCCAUUCAGCCGUAAAGCAACACUCUUUUAUUGGAGUGUUGGAUAUUUAUGGGUUUGAAACAUUUGAGAUAAAUAGCUUUGAACAAUUUUGUAUUAACUAUGCCAAUGAGAAACUACAGCAACAAUUCAACAUGCAUGUCUUUAAACUAGAACAAGAAGAGUAUAUGAAGGAGCAAAUUCCAUGGACACUCAUAGAUUUUUAUGACAAUCAACCUUGUAUUAACCUUAUAGAAGCAAAACUGGGCAUUCUGGAUUUGUUGGAUGAAGAAUGCAAGAUGCCUAAAGGUUCAGAUGAUACAUGGGCUCAGAAGUUGUACAAUACACAUUUGAACAAAUGUGCACUCUUUGAAAAGCCUCGUCUAUCAAACAAAGCUUUUAUCAUUCAGCAUUUUGCUGACAAAGUUGAAUACCAGUGUGAAGGCUUCUUAGAGAAGAAUAAGGACACAGUUUUUGAAGAACAAAUUAAAGUUCUUAAAUCAAGCAAGUUUAAAAUGCUCCCAGAAUUAUUUCAAGAUGAUGAAAAAGCUAUCAGUCCCUCUUCAGCCACUCCUGGGCGUACCCCGCUCUCCAGGACUCCUAUAAAACCAACCAAAGUUAGACCAGGCCAGUCAACAAAAGAGCAUAAGAAAACUGUGGGACACCAGUUCAGAAAUUCUCUUCAUUUGCUGAUGGAGACUCUCAAUGCUACAACUCCUCAUUAUGUGCGCUGUAUUAAACCAAAUGACUUCAAGUUUCCAUUUACGUUUGAUGAAAAGAGGGCGGUGCAGCAGUUGAGGGCGUGUGGCGUCUUGGAAACCAUCCGAAUUAGUGCAGCAGGUUUCCCCUCCAGGUGGACAUAUCAAGAAUUUUUUAGUCGUUAUCGUGUCUUGAUGAAGCAAAAAGAUGUACUUAGUGAUAGGAAGCAGACAUGCAAAAAUGUAUUAGAGAAACUCAUACUGGAUAAAGAUAAAUACCAGUUUGGUAAGACCAAGAUAUUUUUCCGAGCCGGGCAAGUAGCUUAUUUGGAAAAAAUAAGGGCAGACAAACUGAGGGCUGCCUGUAUCCGUAUCCAGAAGACAAUUCGGGGCUGGUUGCUGCGAAAGAAGUAUCUGCGUAUGAGGAAGGCAGCUAUUACUAUUCAGAGAUAUGUUCGAGGCUACCAGGCAAGAUGCUAUGCUAAGUUUCUGCGAAGAACCAAUGCAGCCACUAUUAUUCAGAAGUACUGGCGAAUGUAUGUGGUUCGAAAGAGGUACCAAAUCAGACGAGCAGCUACUAUCAUUCUCCAGUCUUAUUUACGAGGUUACAUGGCUAGAAAUAGAUAUCGUAAGAUCCUCCGUGAACAUAAGGCAAUCAUCAUCCAGAAGCAGGUGCGUGGCUGGCUGGCUCGGCUGCGCUACAAAAGGUGCUUAAAGGCCAUCGUCUACCUGCAGUGUUGUUUCCGCCGAAUGAUGGCCAAACGAGAGCUGAAGAAGUUGAAGAUUGAGGCUCGUUCUGUUGAGCGCUAUAAGAAACUGCACAUUGGUAUGGAAAACAAGAUUAUGCAGCUGCAACGCAAAGUUGAUGAACAGAACAAAGAAUAUAAAUGCCUCCUUGAGAAACUGACCACCCUGGAGUGUACAUAUAACUCGGAAACUGAGAAACUCCGUAGUGAUCUGAGUCGCCUUCAUCUUAGUGAGGAAGAAGCAAAGAUUGCCACUAGUCGGGUCCUUAGUCUCCAAGAAGAAAUCACCAAGCUUCGGAAAGACUUGGAACGAACUCAGUCAGAGAAAAAAACAAUCGAGGAGCGGGCAGACAAAUACAAAAAAGAAACAGAGGAGCUGGUAUCAAAUCUGAAGGAAGAAAAUACAUUGCUGAAAAAGGAAAAAGAAACACUCAACCAUCUUAUUUCUGAACAAGCAAAAGAAAUAACAGAGACCAUGGAGAAGAAGUUAAUAGAGGAAACGAAACAGUUAGAACUUGAUCUAAAUGAUGAAAGGUUGAGGUACCAGAAUCUUCUGAAUGAAUUCAGUCGUCUAGAGGAACGGUAUGAUGACCUCAAGGAAGAGAUGACCCUUAUGGUGCAUGUACCUAAGCCUGGACACAGAAGAACUGACUCUACCCACAGCAGCAAUGAAUCUGAAUAUACAUUUAGCUCUGAAAUUACAGAGACGGAAGACAUUCCAUUGAGAGUGGAGGAGCCAAGUGAAAAGAAGGCACCUCUGGAUAUGUCCUUGUUCCUCAAGCUCCAGAAGAGAGUAACUGAAUUGGAACUGGAAAAGCAAGCCAUGCAGGAUGAACUGGACCGAAAGGAGGAGCAGAUACUGCGAAGCAAGGCUAAGGAAGAAGAAAGGCCUCAGAUUAGAGGUGCUGAACUGGAAUAUGAAUCCCUCAAGCGUCAAGAACUGGAAUCAGAAAAUAAGAAGCUAAAGAAUGAGCUGAAUGAGUUGCGUAAAGCCCUCAGUGAAAAGGGUGCUCCUGAAGUGACUGCUCCAGGUGCUCCUGCCUACAGAGUCCUCAUGGAACAGUUGACUUCAGUUAGUGAAGAACUGGAUGUUAGAAAAGAAGAAGUCCUCAUCCUGAGGUCUCAACUGGUGAGCCAGAAAGAGGCUAUUCAACCUAAGAACACAAUGACAGAUUCCACAAUCCUCUUAGAAGAUGUACAGAAAAUGAAAGACAAAGGAGAAAUAGCACAGGCCUAUAUUGGACUGAAGGAAACAAACAGACCAUUCCCUAUGGAUUGCCAUGAGCUGAAUGAGGAUGAAGAGCUGUGGCUGGUUUAUGAAGGGUUAAAACAAGCCAACAGACUCUUGGAAUCACAACUCCAGUCCCAGAAAAAGAGCCAUGACAAUGAAACAGAGGCAUUGCGGGGUGAGAUCCAGAGUUUAAAGGAGGAGAAUAAUCGCCAGCAGCAGCUCUUGGCUCAGAACCUACAGUUACCACCUGAAGCUCGCAUUGAAGCCAGUCUGCAACAUGAGAUUACCCGACUAACCAAUGAAAAUUUGUAUUUUGAGGAAUUAUAUGCAGAUGACCCUAAGGACUAUCAGUCAUAUCGGAUUUCACUUUACAAACGGAUGAUUGAUUUGAUGGAACAGCUUGAAAAACAGGAUAAGACUGUUCGGAAAUUAAAGAAACAGCUGAAAGUAUUUGCUAAAAAAAUUGGAGAACUGGAAGUGGGGCAGAUGGAGAACAUAUCACCUGGGCAGAUCAUUGAUGAACCUAUUCGUCCAGUGAACAUUCCUAGGAAAGAGAAGGAUUUUCAAGGAAUGUUGGAAUAUAAGAAGGAUGAUGAGCAGAAACUUGUCAAGAAUCUCAUCUUGGACUUGAAACCACGUGGAGUGGCUGUCAAUUUAAUCCCUGGGUUACCAGCCUACAUUUUAUUUAUGUGUGUGCGACAUGCUGACUACCUGAAUGAUGAUCAGAAAGUGAGGUCAUUGCUGACAUCAACAAUUAACAGCAUUAAAAAAGUAUUGAAGAAAAGAGGUGAUGAUUUUGAAACUGUUUCCUUCUGGUUAUCAAACACAUGCCGAUUUUUGCACUGUUUGAAGCAAUACAGUGGAGAAGAGGGAUUUAUGAAGCACAAUACACCUCGCCAGAAUGAACACUGCCUCACCAACUUUGACUUGGCUGAGUACCGACAGGUGCUGAGUGACUUGGCAAUUCAGAUCUACCAGCAGCUUGUUCGAGUAUUAGAGAACAUUCUUCAGCCAAUGAUUGUUUCUGGCAUGUUGGAGCAUGAAACCAUCCAGGGAGUGUCAGGAGUGAAGCCCACUGGACUACGAAAGAGAACCUCCAGUAUUGCAGACGAAGGCACCUAUACAUUGGAUUCCAUCCUUCGGCAACUUAACGCCUUCCAUUCAGUUAUGUGUCAGCAUGGGAUGGAUCCAGAAUUGAUCAAGCAAGUGGUUAAACAGAUGUUCUACAUUGUGGGUGCCAUUACUUUGAAUAAUCUUCUCUUAAGAAAGGAUAUGUGCUCUUGGAGCAAAGGCAUGCAGAUCAGGUACAAUGUCAGUCAACUAGAAGAAUGGCUCCGUGACAAGAAUCUGAUGAAUAGUGGGGCCAAGGAAACUUUAGAGCCCCUAAUUCAGGCUGCUCAGCUUUUGCAAGUAAAAAAGAAAACAGAUGAAGAUGCUGAAGCCAUUUGUUCCAUGUGUAAUGCUUUAACUACUGCACAGAUCGUAAAAGUUUUGAAUUUGUAUACACCAGUUAAUGAAUUUGAAGAAAGAGUCUCCGUAUCAUUUAUACGUACUAUACAGAUGCGUUUACGAGAUAGGAAAGACUCUCCUCAGUUGCUCAUGGAUGCGAAACAUAUCUUCCCUGUUACCUUCCCUUUUAAUCCAUCCUCCCUUGCGCUAGAAACCAUUCAGAUCCCAACCAGUCUGGGGCUGGGGUUCAUUGCAAGAGUCUGAACCAGCACACAUACACAAGCAGAUGCUGCUGACAAUAGGUUCAUGCUUGAAAGAAGAACCCAUUAUUUCUGAGCUAUUGAAAACACAUUUUUAAAAAAGAAAAAACCCUGCAUAUUUCCUAAACUAUAGGUGGAUAACUGGAAAUCUCUUUAGAAUACUUGGACUGCCCUGGAUAAAAAAGCAUGUUCUGGGAUGACACAUUGCUUUCAGAGUGACAUUUCCAUAUCUGGCCUUUUAGGCAGCCAGAGUUGGAAUACAGGUGAAUGGCAAAAAAAGAAACCGAGUCUUCAGCCGCCAGGAUCCAUUUUAAGUCCUUAGCAUCUCAUUUAAAUAGCAUAAACUAACCAUAGGUGAAUUGUUGAUAGACAGGGAGCAAAACCUCCAGGUUAAAUGGAAGACUUGAAAGAAAAAGGAAAAUAUAGUUAAAUACAUAGUAAUUUAGGCAUCAAUUAUGUUUAUAAUUUGUCAAACUGGAAUGGAGAAAUAAACUGGCAAACUAUAAAGUAAUUUUUCAAAUAAUUUCCUUAUUUGUGAUUGUCACUAUAAUAUAAAGUGUGAGGUGUCAAGAGAUUUCUUGGCUUUAUUGUAUAGUAUAGUUAUUCAUUGGUUUGUAUUCUAGUUUACCAGACAUUUUAAACUGUUGCUGCUUAUGGUGUUCUUUUAAAUGUAAACAGUAUUCUUAGGCACUACAAUAAUAAUAUUCUUCUAUCAACUUUGUUUACAAUCCAAUACUGUCUAUAAUUCCAACUGGAUCAUAUGCAAUUGUCAACAAAAAUCAUAAGAAAAUAAUAACCAAGCACAAGUAACACACUGGAAGUAACAGAAUAAUUUUUGUUUAAGGAGGCUUAUGAAAAUGUUUGAUAUGUAGGGUGUAGUAUUAACAAAAUGAUUUGUCUUAUUUAUUCAGAAUAAUGUUUUAUGUGUGUAUAUAUACACAUAUGUACUUAUGUGUGUAUAUAUUUAUAUGUGUGUGUAUAUAUGUAUACACACAAAUAUAAUAUUUUUGAUAUCUUUUAAAUCUUCCAUCAAGUGUUUGGUUUGAGUUGUUGAAUGAGAUAUCUACAAUGCAUGUUUUAACAUUAGAUGAGUUUCUUUGAGUCAUUUUUCUAACAUGUAAUCUCAGUCAGGUGUGUAGAAAAGAAGGUUGAAAUUUAAUCAUGAUCCAGAUUUGCAUGAUUGUCUUGAGACAGUUUAGCCUAUAAAGUACAGAUUUUUAAAAAUGUACAGUAAAUAUUUAAUUAUUUUCAACCUUUGGAACUACAGCAUCUGCUCUCAGGUAUCUGAGGCUACUUAAGGGAGGCAUCAUGCUUGGAAGUUGGAUGUUAUUAAGUUUUUCAAUGGUUUUUGUUCAGAAGAACCAAAACAUAUAAGAAAAAGUUUAAUGCUGUGAUUCUAAUUGGGAUCCUCUCUAGGAUUUUUGUUUCUCAGAUCACUUAGUAAAAUUAAGUUCUCAUUUUGAGAUAUAUAAAAACAAAUCUUCAGGACUUUACCACAAACUCUGGUUUCAAGUAGUGUUUUGUGGUUAGAUGACAUGACUAUUAAAUCCUCUUGUAAGAUUAUUAAUAUUGUUGAAGUAUAAUGUGAAAUAUAAGUAGAAAAUGAAGAUUUUCAAUUUAAUGACAAAGUUUAUUAUGAAAAGAAAAAUACUAUAUUAUAGUCACUUACCAGGCCUUAGCUUCCUCAUCUAAAAAACUGAGGGGAACUAGUCUAGAUCAAGGGCCUUGAUAUUUUUUAGUAGUGUUCUUUCUGUAGGAUGAAAAACUCAUGGGUGUAUCAGCCUUAGGAAACCCUUACAAUUAAAAUUGUUCUUUGAUCCCAUUCUUCUAGUAUGAUACGUGGCAGCCCUCAGUUACACAAGGGUAGGAACAGAUAGUUAAUUUAGCCCUACCUACUGUUAAAUUAAAAAAAAUAUAUAUUUGGGACUGAAAAUCUCAGCAGGGUCCCUGGAAUGGGCUCAGGCAGGCUAUUAAUGGGAUAUCUCAUCUCUAGAUGAUCUUUAAAGGUUUCUUCCAGAUUUCAAAAAAGUUCUCUGACAUUAGUACUUUUAUAAUGAAAGUUUGAAGUUUAACUUCUGAAGUCAUUUUGCCAUCUGCUGGACAGAGCAGUAUGCAUCAGUUUUUAAAUGGGUUUUUUAAUUGAGACUACAGUCAGUCUUCACCAAGAAUAAGAAUAGAGACAAUGUAAGGAAGCCUAUUUGAUGUCAACAAGAAUUUGGACAAACUCUUGCUUGAAGAUAUGCUAUGCUGUAAACAGAAUCUUUUUAAAGACAACCCCCAAAUAAAUUUACUUAAAUGCAUAUAUAUAAUAUAAUUAUAUAUACAUACAAUGGCUGACAAUAGAUCAGGAAUCAUUUUUACCCUUUGAAAAGACAUUUUUAUGUGAAAAAUCUGACUUCAUUUGUAUUCCUGAAUAACUUAAAUUUAAAUACUUUAUAGAAAUAUGUCACUUGCCUUCCGUUUGGGUGGUCUUAAAUUAAAAAAACAAAUUUAAAAUAAUACUUCAGUUAGAUUAUCUCUAUGACUCCUUGAUAAUAUAUCUUUGAAACCUACAUGAUGAAUUCAGGCAAAUAUUCUCCUAAAUAUUAUCACUUAAUUAAAUUCUUUGAUGCUAUACCUGUAUGAAGCUUAUUGUUGAAUAUUAACUACAAGGGAAGACCUUUUAAAUUAAAAAAUUCAUUAUCUCUCCCAUCUCAAGAAUGAUGUGUACUUCAAAGCAGAAAAAUCAGAAAAAAAAAUGUGCAGCUAGUCUUUCCUAUAAGUCUGAGAAAUGAUGCUGCCCUCUUCCCAGCACACAGUGGGAUUUCUGGGGCUAUGAAGGGAAUGCUUAGCAAUUUUUCCAACUCCUCUUGGAUAAAGUCUUCCAGUUAUUCAUUUUUUUUAAUUCUAAAAACACUAAAAUACUCACAUUCAAAGUUAAAGGUACAGACUUAAAUAUAAAUAAUUCACAAAUGAUUUGCUAUUUGAUGAUUAUUUUACUUCAUUAUGGUGAACAUUUGAGAAUCAUUUUACAAUAGACUCUGGAGAAUGGAGCAUCAAAAUGCUUUGUUGUCCUAGAAUUUUGUUGUAAUAAUUAUAGCUAGAUAUCUCAUUCUCAAUGCCCAAGACCACCACUGAUGAGUUCAGGGGUACUCACCAGCUUUUUAUUGCCAUAGGGAGUGACAGAAGUCCUCCUCAGAUGUCCCAGUAGUGCCAUGUUCACUUUUCCUCUCAUUGCCUAUUAGUUGGUGAUCCUUAGAAUGACUUCUACUGUCAGAGAAAAGCAAGAGAAUUAUUAAGGGGUGAUUCCUCUAAAAAUUCCCCAGGUGAGAGAAAUAGGAAAGAUACAUAUUUGUAAAAUAUUUUAUAAUUUAAAAGAAAUUUCACAUGAAAUUUAAAUCCUCACCAUGAUCUUGUCGAUGAGUUGAAGAAAGGUAAAGGAGUGAUUUGUUCACACAUAGUCUAGGACAGAACCAGGAUUAAAGAAACAGGUCUUUGGAGUCCUAGUCCAAUUUGUUUUACACUGAGCCAUAAGUAAGCAGUGUGGAAAAAUGAAAAGCUAUUGACCACUGACUAUUUUGAAUUUGUUUUUAUCAUCUGUCUUAAUUCAAUAAGCAUUUAUUAAGGAUCCACUGUGAGCCAGGCACUAUGCGAGGGGCUGGGGAUAAAAGGCAAAAAUGAUACUAUCUCUGUUCUUAAGGAGCUUACAUUUUACCCAGUGAUAAAAUGUUUGCUCAGAUGCAGAUAAGAUAUUUGGUAUGGAAAUGGAAACUAGAAAUAACUGUGGAUGAGGAGAAAAUCAAGAAAGGCCUCUUCUAGGAGACAGAAUUUUCAAGGCCUAGCUCAAAUUCUGUCUCCUAGAAGACUCUUAGAAUUUCAAGAGAAGUGAGAAGAGAGAGCAUGUCAGGCAAUGUGGUGGGGAAUAGGGAAAGAAACUGUUGUGUCACAUAAUCAGCUAUUAGUGGGGGUGUUUUUUUUUCUUAUUAUGGUAAUAGAAACUAGAAGAAAGAAAGCAUCUAUAUAAAUGAUAUGUGUUAGAAUGAGUUCAAAGUUCUAUUACUCAAUUCUGAGUAACAGCUAUUAUAAGGAUAUAUAUAGUAAUAGAAUUUGACUUGUAUGAUAAUUUAAUGCUGUCUAUAAACACUCAACUUCAUCACGUGCAAAACAAUCAUGCAUCAAGCAGUAAUUAACUAUAGAAAGAACCAGCUUCAAAAAGGCCCCUGGUUUGAAGGUUGAUUUUUUUCAAAUUUUUCAAAUACCAAUUGAAGCCUUCCAAUAUACAUUUGCAGUGGUCUUAGAACGAUGCUGGUUGAGUAAGACUUAAGACUCCUAUCAUGGUAGUCCUCAGUUGCAGUUUGGGAUGCAGAAGAAAGUAGUAGACUACUGAGACAGCCUCUGAAGAGUAGCCAGUGAUCAGAUCGUGAAUAUGCAUCUAAUUGGAAGCACUAGCAUCUAGCCAGUCAAUGUUGCAUCUCUUUGAGUAGUAGCUUCUUAUGGGGGUGAAAGUGUGUCUAAGCAUGAAUGUGCAUAAGAGAACUCCAAACAUCCGUUUGGCUACAUAUUUAUGUAGGGUAGGAUUGUGGAUAUGCAUAAUGUAUUAGGCUGGGCUAUGGAGCCCACUUCUGCUAUUUUCCCUUACAGAGCUUCCUUAAAUUCUCUAUUACUGUUUCUCAAUGAGGAUGGCCCUGUCAAGGGAAGUUAUUGAGGCCUUUUAUUCAUUUGUCGUGUGUAUGUAUGUGUGUAUGUUUUCUUUAUUUGAAGAAGUCACUGUAGUUCCCUAAUGUCCUGCCAGUUAUCCCUUUCUUCCUUUCUCUGCCUUCAUUAUUACUGACAUCUUCUGUAGAUUAUGAACAAGAGCAUCAAUCAUGGUAGAGAAGCAGUCUGAGCCAAUGAAGACUCAAAGAUGGUACCUGUACCAGUUGAUGAACACAUUAGAGAAAUUCAGAGAUAGGACAAAGACUCUUGAUUGUAGUUAAAUUUUUCAUCUAUCAUUAAGCAUCACAUCAUGAAGGUCAAGUAUACAAUGAUUUUUAACCCUUCAAAGCAUAUUAUUUAUUUUUUUAAAGCCCUGGUCUGUAGGCUGACUAAAAGCAGAUAAUAGUGCUGGAAAAGAUAUUUUUCACCCCUUAUUAUAUUAAAACAUUUUUAACUUGAAUCACAAUAUCUAUUUCUAUAGGUCAAGAACUGAGAAAUGCUGUAUGGGUAUGGGAAUAUCUGCCAAAAUAUAUUUUUGUGAUUUUUAAAUGUUUGUUUUGUAAUUUUCACAUAUAUGAAAAUUGUGAUUUAACUUUAUAGGUGUCAUUGUUGGACUCCAAAAUUAACUGUCAUUUCUUUUAUACCAUACUGUGUUGCUUGAUAUAUUUUAAAGAAUGAUGUUUUUAAGUUGAAACUUGUGUAUUUUAUAAUUUAUAUAAUCCUUGGCAGGUCAAUAUUUUUACAUGCAUUUUUCAGAGGCAAAAAUUUCUAAAAAAGAAUUAGAAAUUAUCACAUAAGUAAAAUUUAGUUCUAAUUUCAGCUCUAUUUAAUGUAAAGUUUCAAAAUACUUUUUUCCUGAAAGAUAAAUGUUCUCACAUUAUGUAGACAUGUAUCAGAUGUCAUAAUAUGUGGCUACUGGUAAAGUAAAAAAGGAGAAAAUGUUUAAUUUUGGAUUUCCCUCUUAAAAUGUAUAAUGAAUCAAAAUGUAUUGCACAAAAAAAUUAGUUGAUUGAAUUAGCUUAUGUUCCAGUGGCUAUUUUACUGAGACGUUUGGAAUUAUGCAUAUUUAUUGUUUUGCAGGUAUUGUUCUGUUUCAUCAAAGAUUCUAUCCUAUCUAAUUUAAAAGGGGGUAUCCUAAUUUGGUAUACGUAAGAUGUGAUAAGAGUUCAUUUUUGAAACAUUCAUUCCAUUAAAGAGAAAAUAGAGUGUUAAGAAGCUGAUGGUCAUUAUCAUUUAAUUCCAAAUUAAAAUUGAGAAAAUCUUGAUAUAUAAGAAUUAUUUUUUUUAAGGAAAGUUGAUAAUUCACCUCAUCUCAACCAAGGGCCUUUGAAAAAUGGGUUUUCACUGGAUAUCACUAUAACUUAGAUGAAAACCAAAACAAUAUCAAAAUGACAUAUAUGCUCUAAGGUAUUGUAGUUGUCUGAUGUUGUACUUAGUCAAUGUGUGCAUCAUAAAACACUGUAUUCCUAGUUACCAUAGAAAAAUAUUGUUCAAAUAAAGGUACAGAUAUGUU
Molecule: messenger RNA, 11906 nt
Organism: Antechinus flavipes (yellow-footed antechinus)
Lineage: Eukaryota; Metazoa; Chordata; Mammalia; Dasyuromorphia; Dasyuridae
Gene: MYO5A
Product: myosin VA
Exons: 41
Coding region: 93-5723 (1876 amino acids)
Biological process (GO): vesicle transport along actin filament; actin filament organization
Cellular component (GO): vesicle; cytoplasm; actin cytoskeleton
Molecular function (GO): actin filament binding; ATP binding; microfilament motor activity
Source: RefSeq, a predicted model, not a curated record